CGGCUUUUCUUAUCCUAUUUAGAAGGGCCAAUUUGAUCCAGUUCGCCGCGCAGACGCACAAUCACGACUGGACUCUUUCUUUAUCAAAUCUCGGACAUCAGUUCCGUUUUCGUGUUUUGAUUUUGAAGAAGCUUAAAAUCUUUUUAGUUUUGAAGAAGGAGAUUGAAAUUAGGGAGAACAGACUAAUGGGGAUCCCAUCAGAAAUGAGAGAUUACUUGGCUCAGACGCUGAGGAGCAAAAAGUAUAAUACUUCCUUUGUGAUACCUUCUCCAGCUGAGGAUCAGAGGAUUUUGGAAUCUAAACGUUGCACUCAAGAAGGUGUUCGUGCCGGAACCAAGGCUGCUGCUAUUACUUGUGUUGUCACUGCCAUCCCUACUUUGACUGCUGUACGUGUGAUUCCUUGGGCAAAGGCAAAUCUCAAUUAUACUGCUCAAGCACUCAUCAUCUCAGCUGCAUCAAUUGCUGCAUAUUUCAUCACUGCUGACAAGACUAUCUUGGAGUGUGCAAGAAGAAAUGCUCAAUAUGACAAAACAACUUGAGAUAAUAAAUGUUUUUCUCACAAUUUUAUGUUACAAUCAUGUGUAAAAUGCCAGGAAUAAGGAAUUUCUCACUCUGUUUAUUCUCACUAUUGUGUUUUUACCAGGAGUCUAUUGUAUCUAUGGUAAGAUUAAACUUCUUCUCGCCAAGAUGUCUUUUACUAAUUUGGCUGUAAUGCUUAGUUAUUGGGCUCAGCAGUUUGCUGUUUUCUA
Messenger RNA from Hevea brasiliensis (rubber tree), 749 nucleotides. RefSeq names its product early nodulin-93. The transcript is spliced from 4 exons. NCBI's taxonomy places the organism in Eukaryota, Viridiplantae, Streptophyta, Magnoliopsida, Malpighiales, Euphorbiaceae. The coding region runs from base 186 to 539 and encodes 117 amino acids. The record is from RefSeq and is a predicted model, not a curated record.